Molecule: messenger RNA, 4389 nt
Organism: Liolophura sinensis
Lineage: Eukaryota; Metazoa; Mollusca; Polyplacophora; Chitonida; Chitonidae
Product: WD repeat-containing protein 19-like
Biological process (GO): intraciliary retrograde transport; cilium assembly
Cellular component (GO): intraciliary transport particle A; cilium
Molecular function (GO): protein binding
Source: RefSeq, a predicted model, not a curated record
GGCAUUACACGGGUAAACACCCGUGCCCAGCUGAAGGCAGAAUUAGAGGCGAGUCGAGCAACAGAAAGAGACGAGAAUAUCGGGACCUGAAAGCCGGCAAGGAAAUGCAUCUCAACCGGAGAGUAUUCAGUAUAACAGAGAAGACCCAUGGACAGGGACCGGUCAUCUAUCGCUGGCAGAGGGCUCAUGGCAAUUAUCUCUCCACUACUGGGUCUGACCGUGUUGUACGGAUAUAUGAUCGUCAUGGUGAGAUCAUUGAUGAAAUCAGUCUCCCAGGAUUGUGCACUGGAAUGGGCUGGGACAAGGAUGGUGAUACUCUGGCUGUGAUCAAUGAUAAGACAGCUGGGGUUUUCCUUUGGGAUGCCAACACGCAUAAAACAACCCAACUCGACAGUGGUUUAAGGGACCCUUUAUCAUUCCUGCUGUGGUCUAAGACUGGUCCUCACCUGGCUAUAGGGACCAUCAAAGGCAACCUGCUCAUUUACAACCAUCAGACAACAAGGAAGGUGCCAAUUGGGAAGCACACCCGGAAGAUCACCUGUGGAGCCUGGAGUGCCCAGAACCUGCUGGCCCUGGGUAGUGAGGAUAAGACCAUCUCUAUCAGCAAUGUGGAUGGUGAUACCAUUAGGCAGACUUCUGUGAGGGCAGAUCCGGCUGAUAUCCAGUUCUCUGAGAUGAAGGGAGAUGAGAGGAGUACCAUUGGGGAGAAUACUGUGAGUGUUGUGAUCGGCAGGAAGACAUUGUAUAUGUACAACCUAAAUGAUCCAGAGAACCCGAUAGAGCUGGCAUUCCAGCAACGUUAUGGGAACAUAGUCGCCUAUAAGUGGUAUGGAGAUGGAUACAUAAUGAUUGGGUUUUCCCAGGGAUUUUUUGUGGUCAUAUCAACUCACAUGAAAGAAAUUGGUCAGGAGUUGUUCCAAGCCAGAAACCAUAAGGAUAAUUUAACUAGCAUUGCUGUUUCAGUUAGUUUUAACAAGGCAGCGUCAUGUGGUGAUAACUGUAUUAAGAUCCAUGACUUGACAGACCUGAAGGAGAUGUAUGCCAUCAUUAACAUGGAAGAUGAGAGGGGUCUGGACAAGAUUGAGUGGACGGAUGACGGACAGUUACUGGCAGUGUCCACACAGAGGGGAAAUCUACACAUCUACCUAACCAAGAUGCCGAUGUUAGGAGGGGCGUGUCAGACCCGCAUGGCACAUCUCACUUCUCUGCUGGAGGUCACAGUGGAGGACAAGAUUUCUCAGGAGCCACCAGUGACAGUGUGUAUUGACGUUGAGCCGUCGUUCAUGGCUGUUGGCCCGGAUCAUCUGGCAGUGGGCAUGAACAACAGAGCCUGGUUCUAUCUCCUCUCUGUUGGGGGUCCAGAUAAACUGAAGGACCGUGAGUACCUGGGUACCGUACAGUCUUUAAAGCUGAACUCUGUGUAUGCUGCUGCCUUGUUUGAGGGUCAAGUUCAACUGCAUAUGAUUGAAGGGGAGACAACUGGAGCCACUGAUGAUCGAGAGUCUCGGCUGUUCCCUGACAGGGAACUUGAAGAUGGCAGAAUCACUUGCCAUGAUGUCACACAAGACUUCCUGGUGUAUGGCAUGGAUACUGGGACAGUGGUGUACUUCUUCAUAGAGGACUGGCAGAAAGUCAAUGAGUAUCAUCAUAUGAUAGGAAUAAAGAAAAUAUUUCCCAACUACAGUGGUACUAAGCUGGUCUUGAUUGAUGACAAGAGUGAUGGCUACAUUUACAACCCUGUGAAUGAUCAAGUGAUUGAUAUCCCCAACUUCUCCAGUACCACCCAGGGGGUUCUCUGGGAAAACUGGCCACUGGACAGAGGUGUGUUCAUCACCUAUGAUGAAGAGAAGAUUUACACCUAUGUGUUCUGCAAUGAAAGUGUUAACGGUAGGCUUCACACCCCCUCCCCUGGUGUUGGGGAGGAGAAGAGAGUGCUCCGUUCCCAAGUGUAUUUAUCUGGUACAACAAAGCUGCCUUUUGGGCAGAUACCCAUGAUGCUGCACAAUGGGGAGUUAAAUCUGCAGACACAGAGUGGCAAGAUGAUGACACUAGUCCUGGAUACUCACUCUCACAUCUACUCAGAGAAACCACGCGAAAUGGAGCGAGACAAGCUUGAAGAAGCAGUACAGCAAUGUAUUCAGUUAAAAAGGUUUAAGGACAGUUGGAUAUUUUGUCACCAUCUAAGCAGCAAGAAAGCUUGGUCAGAUGUGGGAAGAGCAGCUUUGGAAAACCUAGACAUUGAAUUUGCCAUUCGUGCAUACAGGCAGGCUGGUGACGUUGGAAUGGUGACUUCUCUCUUAACCCUUAUGGACACCGAGGACCGUAACUUGAUUGCUGGCUAUGUGGCCAUGUUCCUUGGGGAUUUCAACCUGGCUCAGGACCUGUUCCUGGCAUCCAGUUACCCAUCUGCUGCUUUAGAGAUGAGACGUGACCUGUUACACUGGGACAGUGCCCUGCAGCUGGCCAAAGCCCUGGCACCCUACCAGAUCCCGUACAUCUCUAGGGAGUAUGCCCAGCAGCUGGAGUUCACAGGAGACUAUAUGAAUGCUCUGUCACACUAUGAGAAGGGCAUCACCAAAGAGGAGAAGGAGCGCGAACAUGAUGAGGUGUGCGGGGCAGGUGUUGCUCGCAUGUCAAUAAGGAUGGGAGACAUCCGCAGAGGGGUUGCUAUGGCCAGCCAAAUGCCCAGUCGUAUCCUAAAGAAGGAAUGUGCUCAGAUUCUGGAAGGAAUGAAGCAAUGGUCUGAGGCUGCUUUAUUAUAUGAACAAGGAGGCUAUUACGAUAAGGCUGCAUCUGUUUACAUCCGCAGUAAGAAUUGGAGCAAAGUAGGUGAGCUUCUGCCACAGAUCACCUCCCCUAAAAUCUUUGCUCAGUAUGCCAAAGCCAAGGAGGCUGAUGGGAAGUUUAACGAUGCUGCAGAGGCCUACAAGAAAGCCAAGGAAUGGGACCAUGUCAUCAGGAUUAACUUGGAUUUCUUACAAAAUCCUGAAGAGGCCGUAACUAUUGUCAGAGAGACUCAGUCAGUAGAGGGAGCAAAGAUGGUGGCCAAGUUCUUUCAGCGACUGAAUGACUACGCCUCAGCCAUACAGUUCCUGGUUAUGUCACAUUGCAAUGACGAGGCUUUCCGAUUGGCACAGUCACAUGGUCAGAUGGAGGUUUAUGCUGAUAUCAUUGGCUCAGAUGCCACUCCAGAAGACUAUCAGAGUAUCGCUUUGUACUUUGAGAACAACCUCAAUCAUUUUCUGGCUGGGAAGUUCUUUCUGUUGGCUGGCCAGUACAGCAGAGCUAUGAAACAUUUCCUGAAGACGAAUGGUGAAGAUGCUCAAUCCAUAGAGCUGGCGAUAGAAACAGUGGGACGAGCUAAUGAUGACCAGCUGACCAGACAGCUGGUGGACUUUCUCAUGGGAGAGUCGGAUGGCAUGCCUAAGGAUGCGAAGUACCUGUUCCGUCUGUACAUGGCUCUGAAACAGUACAGAGAGGCAGCUAGAACAGCCAUUAUUAUAGCCAGGGAGGAGCAGAAUGCAGGCAACUACCGUAACGCCCAUGACGUGCUAUUCAGCAUGUUCCAGGAGCUGAGGAAACAUCAGAUAAAGAUCCCUGCAGAGAUGUCCACUAAUCUCAUGAUCUUACACAGUUACAUACUGGUCAAGAUCUAUGUUAAAAGAGGCGAUCAUUUGAAAGGUGCCAGAAUGUUGAUACGAGUGGCGAAUAACAUCAGCAAAUUUCCAUCUCACAUUGUACCCAUAUUAACGUCGACUGUGAUUGAAUGUCACCGAGCUGGCUUGAAGAACUCCUCAUUCAGCUUUGCUGCCAUGUUGUUACGUCCUGAAUACAGAAACCAGAUUGAUGCCAAGUACAAGAAGAAAAUCGAACAGAUUGUUCGAAAACCUGACAAGACAGAAGAAGAUGAACCUCUGAGUCCAUGUCCCUGCUGUGGUUUUGACAUACCAGAGACUGAUUUACUUUGCCCAGAGUGUAAAAACUAUCUGCCGUACUGUAUUGCUACGGGUCGUCAUGUAGUGAAGGAUGACCUAACUGCCUGUCCUAACUGCGAUUUCCCGGCCAUCCUCACAGAGUUUGUGCGGUUAACUGAGCAUGAAGAGAACUGUCCAAUGUGUUGUGAGAAGGUGGAUGGGAAGAACUUGGUGCGUUUGGAAGAUGUGAAAAAAUACCUGCAUCCUGAUGAGGGCUCAGAUUGAAGUGAUUCAACCUCUGCAUUCUGAUGAUGGGGAAGAUUGAUAAAUCCAGUCUGCAUCCUGAUACUGGCUCAGAUUGAUGGCGUGCAUAUUCAGUCUCUGCCUCCUGAUGAUGGCUCCGACUGAUGGUGUAUUCAGUCUCUGCAUCCAGAUGGUGGAUCAGACUGAUGGCUUAUUCAGUCUCAGCAUCCCG